Cololabis saira (Pacific saury) is the source of this 2318-nucleotide messenger RNA. It is a transcript of the gene tctn2, whose product is annotated as tectonic family member 2. Bases 1 to 2055 code for a protein of 684 amino acids. The record is from RefSeq and is a predicted model, not a curated record. Gene Ontology annotation, biological process: protein localization to ciliary transition zone; smoothened signaling pathway; cilium assembly. The transcript is spliced from 18 exons. NCBI's taxonomy places the organism in Eukaryota, Metazoa, Chordata, Actinopteri, Beloniformes, Belonidae. Gene Ontology annotation, cellular component: MKS complex.
AUGAAACCACGAAUUUUUCAGCCAUCCUUUCUCUUUGCCACUGGACCGGCUGCAUCCGCAUUUCUGCUGGGGAACAUCUCGGAAGUGUCUCUGCAUCUGAGGACAGUUUACUCAUCCAACUCAACAGGGAGUAUUGGCUCUCCAUCAUGUUUAACAGAGCCAACACAGUGGAUCCUUUCAAAGGAGCAAAUGGGAAAGACUGCAGCGCAAAUUCACCUGAGACUGAAUCGAAGUCUUCAUGUGUGUGCCGAGAAUGACACAAACACAGACUGUUGUCCAAAGCUGCUGUGUGUCCUGGAGGCUCUUCAGUUGUCUGCCUGUGUUGGAAACACACCCCGGGCAUCUCUGCUGAUCCAGGCCACCAUACAUGCCCAGCUGUAUCCGUCUAGUGUUGAGUCUGAUAACAAAACAGUAAUUCCAAACCAAGUGUUCCAACCUUUAGGCUCUUGUCCCUGUGACCUAACACGAAGAGUAUGUGAUGUUCGCUGCUGCUGUGACAAGGAUUGCAGCAGUGAAGAUUUGAAGCUGUUUGUGUCCUACUGUCUGCCAGGGCCCUUUGGUGGACACGUCUCUCCUGCUCCAGAUUAUCAGUGCUCUGUGCAGGCCUCUAAAAACUCCCCAGAUUGGUUUCCAUUUUUAUGUGUCAAUUCUCCACCUGAAAACAACCCGUACCUUGGUCUCUUUUACCAGGGCAACACAAUUGCAUCUCGGCCUCGUCCAUCCUUCCAAAGGCCAGUAUUGUCAGCUCCAGAGCCGGUCCCUCUUUACAUUCAAGGAAGCCCAAUUGUCUCAUUAAAUGACCAGUACUUCACUAUACCUCAGAAGCUCUUCGGGCGGUGUGGAAACAAUGCUCCUGUAGCCUUUUUGAAAAAUUUGAAAGGGGAGUGUGUUACUGAACUCCAGUCUUGUCCAACUGGACCUCCGUUACAGACACAACUAACAGAUUUGAACAUUCAAGUGAUGAAUGGGAUAGGGGGAGAUGUCAUGGUGGAUGUAGCUGAUGAACUGGCGCCUGAUAUCAGUCUGUUUAUUUCCAAAAGCAGUGCAGUUGCCUCUGCAGAUGAGGGACUGCUGUGUGAAAACGUGACUUUAGCACUGGAUUACAAAUUCUACUGGAGAGGAAAUGGCAUCAUGGGUAUUACAGUGACACGCACUGUUGGGACCAUCAAAUCCAAUGAAAGCGUGGUGUUAACGACUAGAUAUUCUGCUGUGUUUCUUAACGGAGAAUUCAUGGCUGAACCCAACUCUGGGAACCCAGGUUACCAAGUGAGGAGGCCCAUCAUUGCUGGAAUUGUGGACAACGAUACAGAGUCGGUGCAGAAGACAUCAAUCAAUAAUUGGAAACCAGUACAUGAUGGUCUCUGUUCCACUGCCGAGGAAAAAACUGUUCUAUAUGGGGAAAAUUCAACAUCAGGAUGCCUGUUACCCAUCAGGAGACAUAAUCUGACCCAGUGUAAUCGCCUGAGAGAUGUGGUUAGUGAUCUGCAGGCAGCUUUGUUUACAGCAACGCACGUGGCAAAACAUGGAAAACCAAAUUUCUCAACUACGACAGACUGGCUGAACAUAAGCUAUGUGACACUGAACUCAAGCACACCCACAGAGGACACCAGAAGUGCAUGCAGUGAUAUUCCAGCCCACCAGCAUAUCCAGGUUUGGAGCGUUGUCUCUGGCCUUGUAGAAGGCAUACCUCAAAGGGAAAUCUCUGCUUUCCAAGUCAGUUAUAGCCUCGCCACUUGGACAUUGGACUGUGGAGAUGUUUCUUAUUGUGAAGAGACUCUGUUCCCCAUCACCUCCUCAGUCACAUUCAUUGACAUUCCGAUCAACUCGGGACCACCAAAAACCAGGUUUCAGAUCAAUUUCACAGAAUAUGACUGUAACAGGAAUGACGUGUGUUGGCCUGAACUUGCUUUUCCCUUCACCAGAUAUUACACAGGUGAACCGUAUUCUCAGUCCCUGGCUAAGGGCAUGAUCUUGGUUUUUUUCGUCAUCACUGCAUCAUUACUGGGAACUCCAUGGAGACAAAUCAGACAAGCAUGGCACAGUGCAGCUCUCUAAGACUCAGAAAAAAUGCUGAGAAAAUGUAUGGCACAUAAGAUUAAGUGUGUGUGUGUGUGUGUGUGUGUGUGUGUGUGUGUGUGUGUGUGUGUGUGUGUGUGGUUUAGCACGUGAAUCAGCUGUUUACCUUUUUGAUUCUUGUGCAUUCUGUUGUCAUGUAAUAUCGUUUCUAAUAAAGUGCCACAGGGGUUUUGAGGUUCAGAUUUUCAGAUAUUUCCACGAAUGGUUUUCCUCUACAAAAUAAUGUUUCAGUACUAUUUACA